AUGGCUAACUACCAAUAUCGCAAUUCCCAGUACGGCAGUCAACCUGCGAGCGAGAAGUACGAUAAUGGUGUUCAGAGACGGCCGACAGGCAAAGAAGGGCGUAACACGCGGUCCAGCGAAGGCACAGUCAGCACAGUCAUGAGCGCGUCGACGGGUAGAGAAUCAUCGGGGACGCACGUCACAGACGCACCCGCAUACUCCAAGAAGAUCGUAGUAGUCGGCGACGGCGGCUGCGGAAAGACAUGUCUCCUAAUCAGUUACAGUCAAGGAUAUUUCCCUGAGAAAUAUGUCCCGACUGUCUUCGAAAAUUACAUCACAUACCCGACUCACCAACCGAGUGGUAAGACCGUCGAGCUUGCGCUGUGGGAUACCGCCGGUCAAGAAGAAUACGAUAGGCUACGGCCGCUGUCGUACCCGGAGACAGACUUAAUAUUUGUUUGUUUCGCCAUCGACUGUCCCAACUCCUUAGACAAUGUCCUCGACAAGUGGUACCCCGAGGUUCUCCACUUCUGUCCUUACACACCUCUCAUCCUCGUCGGACUGAAAUCGGACCUGCGGAACAAGAAGACCUGUAUCGAGAUGCUCAAGACGCAAGGCCUUACGCCUGUCACUACCGAGCAGGGCAUGGCGGUCGCCAAGAAGAUGGGCGCCCAGUACAUGGAGUGCAGUAGCAAGGAGAUGACGGGCGUAGAUGAGAUCUUCGAUAAGGCGAUCCAGACCGUAGUGGCCAACGAUCGGCGUAACCUCGAGGUGGCAAUGGCUGCGGCUCCCUCGUCCGUCGGCGGCGGUAGUAGCGCUGCGGGCGGGGGACGAGACAGCGGCGGGAUCCCCGGGAUCCGUACUUUUAAGAAGAAGAAGCGGAACUGCAACUUCUUGUGA
Daldinia childiae is the source of this 879-nucleotide messenger RNA. Its product is annotated as GTP-binding protein rhoC. Gene Ontology annotation, biological process: small GTPase-mediated signal transduction. The coding region runs from base 1 to 879 and encodes 292 amino acids. The record is from RefSeq and is a predicted model, not a curated record. Lineage: Eukaryota; Fungi; Ascomycota; Sordariomycetes; Xylariales; Hypoxylaceae. Gene Ontology annotation, molecular function: GTP binding; GTPase activity. The transcript has 3 exons.